CCACCUCCUUCCAAGAUGAAGGCUGGUCUCUGGGCCCUGGGCACACUCGUCCUCUUCCUCCUGGGCACCAAGCAAGGCAGAGGCAGCCAGCUCAAGGUCAAGAAGGUGACCCAGCGGCGAUACCCUCGAGCCGCCGAUGGCAAAGAGGAAGUGAAGAAAUGUUCCUACACAUUCCUGGUGCCUGAACAGAGACUCACUGGGCCCAUCUGUGUCAAUACCAAAGGGCCAGACGCAAGUGCCACAAGAGACAUGAUCACCCGCAUGGACCUGGAGAACCUGAAAGACAUUCUGUCGCGGCAGAAGCGAGAGAUGGAUGUCCUGCAGCUGGUGGUGGACGUGGAUGGCAACAUCGUCAACGAGGUAAAACUGCUGCGCAAGGAGAGCCGCAAUAUGAACGCACGUGUGACACAGCUCUACAUGCAGCUGCUCCACGAGAUCAUCCGCAAGCGCGACAACUCGCUGGAGCUGUCGCAGUUGGAGAACAAGGUCCUCAAUGUCACCACAGAGAUGCUCAAGGUGGCUGCCAGGUACCGGGAGCUGGAGGCCAAGUAUGCGGCCCUCACUGACUUGGUCAACAACCAAUCGCUGACAAUCAGCUUACUGGAGGAGCAGUGCCUGCGCGUUUUCUCCCGGCAGGACCCCCGCGCCACACCGCCGCUUGUCCAGCCUGUACCCCAGCACAGCCCCAACGGCCACCAGUACACCCCGGGCCUGCUGGGAGGCAAUGAGAUCCAGAGGGACCCCGGGUACCCCCGGGAUCUGAUGCCACCACCUGCCGUGUCCCCUGCACCUACCCCAAGCCCUUUCAAGGGCCCAGCAGUAACGUUCAUCGAUGAAGGACCAUUUAAAGACUGUCAACAUGCAAAGGAUGCAGGGCAUUCAAUCAGUGGAAUUUACAUGAUUAAGCCUGAAAACAGCAAUGGGCCAACCCAGCUGUGGUGUGAGAACAGUCUGGAUCCUGGGGGAUGGACUGUCAUUCAGAAAAGGCUGGAUGGCUCCGUCAACUUCUUCAGAAACUGGGAGAGUUACAAGAAAGGUUUUGGAAAUAUCGAUGGAGAAUACUGGCUGGGCCUGGAAAAUAUUUACAGGCUCAGCAAUCAAGACAAUUACAAGCUGCUGAUUGAACUGGAAGACUGGAGUGAUAAAAAAGUCUAUGCUGAAUACAGAAGCUUUCGCUUGGAAUCUGAGAGUGAAUUCUAUAGACUCCGCCUGGGAACAUAUCAGGGAAACGCAGGGGACUCCUUGAUGUGGCAUAAUGGCAAACAGUUCACCACACUGGACCGAGACAAAGACACAUAUGCAGGAAACUGUGCCCACUUUCACAAAGGCGGUUGGUGGUACAACGCAUGUGCACACUCCAAUCUCAACGGAGUGUGGUACAGGGGAGGCCACUACAGAAGCAAACACCAGGACGGAGUCUUCUGGGCCGAGUACAGAGGCGGCUCCUACUCCCUGAAAGCUGUGCAGAUGAUGAUCAAGCCCAUUGACUGAGAGGACCCAUCCCAAUGAGAGAGAGGAGUGAGAGGUGAGAGAGUG
This is a messenger RNA of Suncus etruscus (white-toothed pygmy shrew), 1536 nucleotides long. RefSeq names its product angiopoietin like 1 (gene ANGPTL1). The coding region runs from base 16 to 1491 and encodes 491 amino acids. Gene Ontology annotation, biological process: cell surface receptor protein tyrosine kinase signaling pathway. The transcript has 4 exons. The record is from RefSeq and is a predicted model, not a curated record. NCBI's taxonomy places the organism in Eukaryota, Metazoa, Chordata, Mammalia, Eulipotyphla, Soricidae.